Molecule: messenger RNA, 5128 nt
Organism: Schistosoma curassoni
Lineage: Eukaryota; Metazoa; Platyhelminthes; Trematoda; Strigeidida; Schistosomatidae
Source: the annotation of a GenBank genome assembly
GGUACAUUUACACUCACGAAGUAUCUUCAAAGUAACCAAUGAGUUUACACUAGGUGAUCACAGAAAUAUUGGAUAAUAGGUGUUACGGAUUUCUGACGUAGCAUUUUGUAGGUCACAUUCAGGGUCACUCCUUGCCAAGAUUUCAAAACCUUCACGUUAUGGAUGAGUCUGUACUUUCAAAGUGCCAGUCUAAGAAGCUGGCUAAGCGUGAAAAGAAAAUGGCUAAAUUUGAAGCCAAACAAGAAAAACUUUCUUCAGACGCCUCAAAGAAUCAGAAGUCGUCAAAAAAAGACAAAUUGAAGAAAGAGCAAGUUGUUCUCAAUGCAGUGACAGACGCAUCUGGCAAAAAAGGUUCGUGUGUCUUUUUUAUUGUUGCUGUUUGAAGAUAUAACUGGUGAAAUGCCCGAAUCCUACUCCCCCAAAUAUGUUGAGGCCACGUGGUAUGAAUGGUGGGAGCGUAAUGGACUUUUCAAACCAGAAUUUCAGAUUGAAAGCUCAGACAAAUUCGUUAUGGUUAUACCUCCCCCAAACGUCACUGGAGUCUUGCAUUUGGGCCACGCUUUGACAAACAGUAUUGAAGAUGCCAUUACACGAUGGCACAGAAUGAAUGGAAAAGUUACACUGUGGGUUCCUGGAUGUGACCACGCUGGUAUUGCCACUCAGGUAGUGGUAGAAAAAAAGUUGUGGAGAGAGAAAAAUCUCACUCGACAUGAUAUUGGACGUGAUGAAUUUGUGAAAGAAGUUUGGAAAUGGAAAGAAGAAAAGGGUGAUCGCAUUUAUCAACAACUCAGAGCUUUGGGAAGUUCUUGUGAUUGGUCUCGAGCUAGAUUCACUAUGGAUCCAUCCAUGUGUAAAGCUGUUACAGAGGCUUUUAUUCGUUUAUACGAUGAUGGUUUGAUUUAUCGAAGCCUCCGAUUAGUCAAUUGGUCUUGUACUUUACGUUCAGCCAUAUCAGAUAUCGAAGUAGAUAAACAAGAACUUUCCGGACGUACUUUACUUCGUGUUCCUGGCUAUAAUAAACCUGUAGCAUUCGGAGUUAUCGUAUCGUUUGCCUACCCUCUUUUGCCUGAUCCUAGUAAAGUUGGAUCAGACACUGAAAUUGUUGUCGCAACCACACGACUUGAAACAAUGCUAGGUGAUACAGGCGUUGCUGUACAUCCUGACGAUGAUCGUUAUCGACAUUUAAUUGGUCGUCUAAUCAAGCAUCCACUUAUUCCAGAUAGAUUAAUUCCAAUCGUUGGUGAUACAUUUGUUGAUCCGAACUUUGGAACUGGUGCUGUAAAAAUAACACCUGCUCAUGAUUAUAAUGAUUGGGAAAUCGGGAAAAGGCAUUCGCUUCCGACUAUAGUAGUAAUUGGUGAAGAUGGUUUGAUGACAUCUGCUUCAGGUCCCAGAUUUGCAGGACUUCAAAGAUUCGUUGCUCGAGAUGCCGUUCGGAAAGCUCUCGAUGAAUUAGGCUUGUAUAGAGGUGAAAAAGAUAAUCCUAUGAUUGUGCCGAUAUGUUCUCGAAGCAAAGAUAUUGUUGAACCAUUGUUGAAACCGCAAUGGUACCUACGUUGUCAGGAUAUGGCUAAUGCGGCAAUGAAGGAGGUAUCUGAAGGUCGCUUACGUAUUAUUCCUAGUUUCCAUAUUCGUACAUGGAAUAAUUGGCUUAAAGAUUGUCAUGAUUGGUGUAUUUCUCGACAAUUAUGGUGGGGACAUCGUAUUCCUGCUUAUCAUGUUUCGAUUCGACGUCCUGGCGUAGAUAAUUUAGAAGUUUUAGAUCCUACAGAUCAUAAUUCAUGGGUAGUUGGUCAUACAAUUGAAGAAGCACUUCAAAAAGCCUGUGAUAAAUUCCAUUGUUCACCAGAUAACUUAACUUUAAACCAAGAUAAUGAUGUAUUAGAUACAUGGUUCUCUUCACAAUUAUUUCCAUUUUCUGUAUUUGGUUGGCCUGAACAAACACCAGAUUUAAAAGCUUAUUAUCCUGGAAGUUUAUUAGAAACUGGGCAUGAUAUUAUAUUUUUCUGGGUUGCACGUAUGGUUAUGAUUGGUUUGAAAUUAAUGGGACAAUUACCAUUUCAUACUGUCUAUUUACAUGCUAUGGUUCGUGAUGCUCAUGGCAAAAAAAUGAGUAAAUCUUUGGGUAAUGCAAUCGAUCCAGUAGAUGUCAUCAAUGGAAUAUCUUUAGAAGAUUUACAAAAACAAUUAGAACAAGGUAAUCUUGAUCCGAACGAAUUAACACGUGCUCGUCAAGCUCAAGCAAAAGAUUUUCCUAAAGGUAUUCCUGAAUGUGGAACUGACGCUCUACGAUUUGCUUUAUGCGCUUAUACAGCUCAAGGACGAAAUAUCAAUUUGGAUAUAAUGCGUGUACAAGGCUAUCGAUUUUUCUGUAAUAAACUAUGGAAUGCUGUUCGUUAUGCGCUAUUUCAUUGUUUACAUAAAGAAUUUGUUCCACCAGAUAUGUCUGAUUUAAAUAGUCUAUUCAAACAAUUCAUACAACAUAGUUUAUUAUCUGGUACAGAUAGAUGGAUUCUAUCAAGAUUAGCUUAUGCUGUCAUUCAAUGUAAUACAGGAUUUACAGAAUUUCAAUUUCCUAUAGCUACUACUGCUUGUUAUCAUUUUUGGUUAUAUGAAUUAUGUGAUGUUUAUUUGGAAUAUACCAAACCUAUUAUUAGAUUAAAACAGAAUAAUUCAAAAUUGUCUAAUAUGGAAAUGGAACGUAUUCAAUUAGUUUGUCAAAUCCUUUAUGUUUGUUUCAAUUGUGGUCUACGUUUAUUACAUCCAUUUAUGCCAUUUAUUACAGAAGAAUUAUAUCAACGUUUAUUAACUAGAAAUAGUCCUAAUAAUAAUAAUACUGUAAAUAGUAUGGAUAGUCUAUGCGUGGAAUCCUAUCCUAAACUCAGUGAUGUAAAUAUAUUACAUGAUGUAAAUGGAGUUGAAACAGAUUUUCAUCUUGUACUGAAUAUUAUUCAUCGUAUACGUGGACUUAUUUCAGCUUGUCAUAUACCAAUUUCACUUGCAAAUCGUCAACCUUUAAAUGUUCAAUUAAUUGCAUCUGAAACUAUAUUAUCUACUCUUAUUUAUGGACAAUAUGUAACUGAUGUAAUUGAACCAUUAGGUCGAUGUCGUGUUAUACAAAUGGUUUCUGAUCGUAAAAAUAUUAACACUUCUGGUUGUGUUAGUGGAACAGUAUCAGCAAGUGAUAUUUUAUGGUCCAACGAAGAGUCACCUGUUAAUACAGUUCCCGAAGACAAUGACGAUGAUGAUGCUAGUAACUUAAAUGGUGGAAAUCUAUGUUCCGAUGAUCAAUCAAAUUCUGUGUUUGUUAACAAAAAUCCAUCAUCAAUAAUUCCAGCAACUUGUCAAAUAUUUCUACAUGUCGCUGGAUUAAUUGAUGUAUCAUUAGAACAGAAACGAUGUCAAGAUCGUUUAGUAGAGUUGAAAGAUUCCAUUGAAAGUUUAGAGAAAAAACGUCAGCAUCCAACGUAUUCUGAGAAAGUACCAAUGAAAACUCAAUUGAUGGAUACGAAAAAGUUAUAUGAAUUAAAUAUAGAAUUAGAAGGAUUAAAUGAAGUUAUGAACAAUUUAAAAGAUAUUAAACAAAUCAAUACAAAUGAUUCUUCAAUGACACUUGGUGAAAUCCUUUUAGAUGCUUUAUGUAAUUAUCUUAAUGUACAAGAAAAUUCAUCAUUAAUACCAUCGAAUCUAUUUGAUCUUGAAGCGAAAAUUGACAGUAUUCUAACCAAUGAAUUAAAAGGAGGCGACCAACUGUUACAAUAUUGUAAAAUUAAACAAUGGUUGUCAUGGAGUAUAAAACUAUUAUCAUUCAAUCAUAAAAUUGAUUCAAAACAAUAUUCAAUUUAUAGAGAAAUGGUUGAAAAUUAUUUAACUUAUUAUAAAUCAUACUAUUUAACUGGUACAAAUUAUCCAACAAUUGCUGAUAUCUCUGUUGCAUAUACAUUAACACAAUAUAUAGAUUAUAAUGAAUGGAUUAAUUUAAAUAAUAAUAAUAAACAAUAUGUUGUUAUAUGGUUUGCCAAAUUGAGAAAUUAUUUCAAUCAAUCAAAUAAAAUGAGAUCACUUUUCAAAUGAAAUAGUGAAGUGUUGUUGUGCUACUCAUUCUAACUAACUAACUAACUUUUAGUACCGAACAAAAUGUAACAUUUUAGUCAUAAAUAAUUUGUUUAUCAAUACAAGAAGAAAAAAAAAAGAAGAAUUGAACAUUUCAUUUUUUUGUAAACAUAAACUUUCUUUUCUUUGGUUGAGCUAAUAAUUGUGGUUCAAUUUCAAAUUCAUAAGUUAAUUGAAUUGUUGUAUCAAUUUGUUCACCAUCUGGUGGUUCAUAUUCUUCAGUCGAGUCAAUAAAUUCCCCGUGUAAUUUUGGUGCAGUCAUAUAUGGACCUAUUAAUGUUAAAUAAUUCAUUUCAUUUUCUUUUGUUACUACUCCUAAAUUAUCAUCAUUUGAUAAUUCUGAUGAUUGAAUUAAUUCAGGACAAGGUUGAAUAGCUGCUUUGUAUAAAUCGGGAGAUGUUUUGUAUAACCAUUUUAAAGCAUUCUGUUGAGCAGUAAUUGCUGAAUUAUACAUGAUCAUUUCAUUGUGUGCUACAUUUCUUUGAUAACGUGUCCAAUUCUUCCAAAUACCUAUUCGUUCAUCUAAUUCCGUUUCACUAAUGUCUAUUGAUGGACGUUGACGUAAUCUGAAGGAAUUACAAAAGAGAAGAAAACAACAGUGAUGACUACGAUAACAUAGAUGUAUGUGCAACGGAAAAUCUUUACACUAAGUUACAAGUUUAAAAAUAUUUUGGAUUUUCUACAUACAUGUUGAAUCUAAACGUUGCUAUGAUCAGCUUAAUACAAUAAGUAUAUGUACCUUAGCUUUGAGCUACAUUGUUCAUGAGUGUAUGUGGACUAGUAAUAUUGUUUAGUUGAUCAAACUGAACUAUGUGGAACAAGAUUCAAAAAUGCGAUGGCUUUAACUACUAACUUAUUGGCGAUUGUCACCUUGAAGUCUUCAAAUAAUCACAUAUAGUAUUCAGAAUAUUAACUAACCACUAUCUGAAAGGGGUUUUACGGAUAUUAUAGUAAUUUAAUAGUUAAAUUCAUGAGACAACUAAAUCAAGACCACCAUGGAAAACCUGGAAGCACU